Messenger RNA from Suricata suricatta (meerkat), 2363 nucleotides. It is a transcript of the gene PRIMPOL, whose product is annotated as primase and DNA directed polymerase. The record is from RefSeq and is a predicted model, not a curated record. Lineage: Eukaryota; Metazoa; Chordata; Mammalia; Carnivora; Herpestidae. Gene Ontology annotation, molecular function: chromatin binding; DNA-directed DNA polymerase activity. Bases 588 to 2255 code for a protein of 555 amino acids. Gene Ontology annotation, biological process: DNA replication, synthesis of primer; replication fork processing; mitochondrial DNA replication. The transcript is spliced from 16 exons. Gene Ontology annotation, cellular component: mitochondrial matrix; nucleus.
CCUACAAGCCCCCCUCACGCUCUGGCCUCGCCCUCGCGCCAGGUUUGAAGAUUGGCCCCGCCUGCUGCUGCGACUCACCCGCUUCCGGCAGUGGCGCGGGUUUCUGAAAAUAAAAGGACAGAGACCUUAAGGCCUCUCGAGACCCGAGGGGCAGAGAGAAGGGAGUCAAAGGCGGGGCCAAUCAGAUCUCCGGGAGGAAGGGGACAAGUCUGCGACCCUCGCAGAGAGGACCAGUGUUUGGCAGUCCUUUCUUCGCUGCAAUAGAACUGAAGAGACCCCCUCCGGAUCCUACCAGUGGUUCAGACCAUACUUACUGAGUUGUCUCAGAGGUGGCAGAAUUUGAUCUGGGCCUUGAAGAGGAAGAAUUUGGGAAAGGCAAGUGAAGCGUUCCAGUCUUUUAGGAUGAACCUAUUUUUCCUUCCCGGGAAUGUAUCAUCUGCCAAUGAGUUUGUGUCAUUGCAAGGUUUUCUGCUAAAAUUCAAGAGAGUAUUUAUCAACGUGAUAAGCACAAGUACUGGAAAGGCAUUGCCAAAGAACUGAUAGAAGCCUUAAACAGGAAAGGAUAUAGUUUCCUAACUUCUGAUCCAAUGGAGAGAAAAUGGAAAGCAAAACUGAAGCAAAUUGAGGAACGAGCAGCUCAUUAUGAGAGGAAACCACUGUCCUCAGUGUACAGACCAAGACUGUCCAAGCCGGAAGAGCCGCCUUCCAUUUGGAAGUUAUUCCAUCGGCAAAUUCAGGCUUUUAAUUUUGUUAAAAGCUGUAAAGAGGAUGUUCAUGUAUUUGCUUUGGAAUACAAAGUGGGUGAUGGACAACGUAUUUACCUGGUAACAACCUAUGCUCAACUUUGGUUUUAUUAUAAAUCCCGAAGAAAUCUCUUACACUGCUAUGAAGUGAUUCCUGAAAAUGCUGUCUGCAAGCUUUACUUCGAUUUGGAAUUUAACAAACUUACAAAUCCAGAAGCUGAUGGGAAAAAGAUGGUUUCAUUGCUCAUUGAGCAUGUUUGUAAGGCACUUCAAGACCUAUACAGGGUUAACUGUUCAGCCGAAGAUGUUUUCAACUUGGAUUCUAGCACUGAUGAAAAAUUUAGCCGCCAUUUAAUAUUUCAGCUGCAUGAUGUGGCAUUUAAAGAUAACGUUCACGUUGGUAAUUUUGUGAGAAAAAUACUGCAGCCUGCCUUUCAUUUAAUAGCCAGUGAAGAUUAUAGUAUUUCAGAGACCACGGGUCAUGAAUUUUCCCUUUUUUCUGAAACACCAGUUAAACAAGGAAUUUCCUUUGGCAAAAUAUCCCCAGAUAAGGAUGGAGGAGAGAGCUGCACCUUGAAUUCAAAGGCACUGGAGAGGCCGGAGCCCGCUAAGCAAAGCAGUCCUGAUCUGUCAUUUUUGGUUGUGAAGACUAACACGGGAGAAAAGCAACUUUUUGUAGACCUGGGAGUUUAUACGAGAAAUAGAAACUUCCGGCUAUACAAAUCAUCGAAGAUAGGGAAGCACGUGGCUUUGGAGAUUGCUGAAGAUAACAAGUUCUUCCCUAAACAUUCAGAGAAUAUUUCUGAAGAAAAUCAGUAUUUCCUGUCUUCUUUGGUCAGCAACGUCAGAUUCUCAGAUACUUUACGAAUUCUGACAUGUGACACAUCUCAAAAUAAAGAAAAACGAAUUGAUUAUUUUAACAGCACCAGCAGUAAAGCAGAAAACAUUGAGGGUUUUCACUGUUCGCCGUACCCUGAAAUUGAUCAAUUUGUUCUUUCUUUGGUGAAUAAAAAUGGCAUUCAAGGAGGAAUUCGGCGUUGGAGCUACUUCUUCCCGGAACAGUUACUGGUUUAUGAUAUUUGUAAAUAUCGCUGGUGCGAAAACAUCGGAAGGGCCCACAAAAGCAAUAACAUCAUGAUUUUGGUGGAUUUGAAAAAUGAAGUUUGGUAUCAAAAAUGUCAUGACCCUGUAUGUAAAGCAGAAAACUUCAAAUCAGACUGUUUUCCAUUACCUGCUGAAGUUGGUCUCCUGUUUCUUCUCAAGGAGGAAGAUUUCACAGCUGCCGAAACAAUGACCAGCGAAACCAAGAAUCCUCAUAAACCACCAUCUAGUACGUUAGCGAACGGUGUAGUUUCUCAUGCUGACUGGGAUAAUGGCAUUGAUGAUACUUAUUUUUUGGAAGCUGCUGAGGACGCCGAAUUAGCAGAAGCUGCAGAGAAUGGUCUUCUCCGUUACUAUAGUGGAGCGGAUGAAAUUCCUGAUGAACUAAUUAUGCAAGUAUUACAAGAGUAAUUAACUCUGGACUGGUAUAUAUCCAGGCUGUAAUUUUGCCUGAAGAUGAUUUAAUAACAUAAAUAUAUUAUAGUAACUUUUUAUUAAACCUAUUUAUGUCAACUGUUU